CUCAGCUCUCGCGAUACUUAAGCACGGCGGUUGCUGCAGGCGACCCGAGUUCUCGCGAGAUUGCCGGGAGAUGGCGGAGGCGGCCAAGAUGGCGGAGGCGGCGGCGGAGCUGCUGGAGCGGGCGGCCCGGCGAGACGCGGCGCUGGAGGAACUGCGGGCUCUGCGGGUUGCCCUGCAGGCCGUGCCGCCCGCAGCUCUCCGCGCCCGCCUCGGCGAGCACCACCUGGCGGCGCUUUUCGGCCUCCUCGGCGUCAGUGACCGGGAACAGGUGUCCACGUGUGUUUCUAUCCUGGAAAGGCUCCUGCAGGCCCUGGACCCCCUUUACGUGAUCCAGAACCUCAGGGAAGAGCUGCAGAAGGGCCUUUUGCACCCCGAUGACUCCGUGAAAAUCCUCACCAUGUCUCAGGUUGGGAGGAUUGUUGAAGACUCAGAUGCUGUCACMGAAAUUCUCCACAGCCCCGAGCUGUUACAGCAAAUCAUAAACUGCAUUGGUGGAGAGAAAAUAGCAGUGGCUAAAGAGGCUAUCAAAUCUCUGUCAGGAAUAGCCCAGAGCCAGGAGGGCCUGGAGGCUUUGUUUGGGAGCAGUUUGUUGGGUGCCCUGAGGAACGUCAUGGCCACGAGUGACGUUGUUCGCUACAGGGUCUAUGAGUUAAUUGUGGAGAUUUCAUCAGUGUCAGCAGAGUCACUGAAUUACUGUGCAAGCAGUGGAUUAAUCCCUGAGUUAAUUGGAGAGCUGACUGGAGAUGAUGUGCUGGUCAGAGCCACGUGCAUAGAGAUGGUGACCUCGCUGGCCCACACCCCCCAUGGGCGGCAGUACCUUGCUCAGCAAGGAGUCAUCGACAAAAUCUCCAACAUCAUCCUKGGGGCAGAGUCUGAUCCUUUCUCCAGCUUCUAUUUGCCAGGAUUUGUUAAAUUUUUUGGGAAUCUGGCUAUUGUGGACAGUCCCCAGCAGAUCUGUGAGCGAUACCCUGUCUUUAUGGAAAAAGUGUUUGAAAUGGCAGAAAGUCAGGAUCCAACCAUGAUUGGAGUGGCUGUGGACACACUGGGAAUCCUGGGAUCAAAUGUGGAAGGCAAACAGGUUUUACAGAAAACUAGAAGCAGAUUUCAAAAUCUCUUAAGCAAAAUAGGGCACAAGGCCAAGAAUGCCCCCACUGAGUUACGGCUGCGGUGCUUGGAUGCGAUUUCUUCUCUGCUUUACUUGCCUCCAGAGCAGCAGACAGAAGACCUCUUAAGAAUGACUGAAUCCUGGUUCACAUCCUUGUCCAGCCAGCCCCUGGAACUCUUCAGRAGCAUCAGUACUCAGCCAUUCCCUGACCUCCACUGCGGGGCUUUACGGGUGUUCACUGCCAUUGCAAAUCAACCAUGGGCCCAGAAGCUGAUGCUGGACAGCCCAGGCUUUGUGGAGUACGUUGUGGACAGAUCCGUGGAGCCUGACAAAGCUUCAAAGGAUGCUAAAUACGAACUGGUGAARGCCCUGGUGAACUCCAAAACCAUUGCAGAGAUCUUUGGGAAUCAGUAUUACCUGAGGCUCAGGGCUUACCUGCAUGAGGGCCCCUAUUAUGUGAAGGCAGUUUCUACUACAGCAGUGGAAGGAGCAGAAUAAUUCCCUCRGUUCUGGGGUCCCCCUCUGGCAGAACAUGUUCCUGGAACAGGUGUUGAGGUACAAGGUGCAAACACUCUCCACACUGGAGAUUGUCUCUUUAAAGGAAUGGGARGAUAUUUUGACUCUAUUUGAAAUGAGUCAGGAGAGCAAAUUAAAGCCUAUUUGGUAUUUCCCCAUAAAAUGUCAUGGCAGAAGUUGUCUGUGUGCUUCAUGAGGCAGGUAAUCCAGGUGAGCACUUACCAGCUACUGACUGGGUUUUAUUUGGCAGAAUUUAUCAGUCUUUGGUUAAAUUGUUCCUGGGUUUGGUGUUUCUGUUGUGUUUUCUUAGGAGGUUACAGUUCAGUUAAAAAAAAAACCCACCAAAACACCUUAAGGUUUGUAACCUCAGAUGCUGCCAUAAUUUCUAUUCUUUUUUAAUUAUUUUUUUUUUACCUGCCAAAGUUGGCACUUGCAUGGAACUCUGUUCUUUAUUCUGUCACAAUCCUGUUGCUGAAUUGAAUAAGCCAGUGAUGCUGUUCACAUGAGGGAGUAUGGACUGGACUCUCUUUGUUUUCCUGCUGGAUAUGAGUCUUGCUGGAAUAAAUAAUCCUAAAUAUUGUUUACAUUUUAUGCUGAGGAUUAAAAAAAAAAAGCUUUUAGCCCUUUUGAAAACAAAUCAGUGCACUCUGUAGUGGAUCAAACCCAARUGGGAGCUUUGUCUCCCUGGUGGCUGUGCUGUGGGGUGGCAGCUCAGUUUAGUGGCUGGAGCUACUUCAGAACCAAAAAUUGAAUUGUUUACACUAUUUUUAACAGAGGUGGAUUUUUUUAAGGAUUAUUUAAAGAAAUGUAGUAAUUUAGUUACCCGAGUUAGGCUAAAAUGGGUUAGAACAUGAAGCUUUUGUGUCGAAGGGAGUGAAUGGAGUAGGGUAAUGUGGCAUCUUAGGAAGUUGGAAUCUUUUUUUGAAGAUGUCAGAGUUGUGGGAGAAAAUCAGGACUGGCUGGGCACUCCAGUGAUGUGUGAGCUGUCUUUGUCCAUAAACAGAGAUCACAGUGUACUUUAUAUCAAAGGCUCUUAUUAUUUUUGUUGAGAAACAAAUCUGAGGAGUAGCUGGGGGAGCAGAAUAAAACAUGAAGUGACUCCUUUGGGGCUAAUUUUAAUAAUGUGUCAGUCAGGUCUAACUGUGGAUAGAGCUACCCCCAUGUCCCUGUGUUAGGUAGGGGUGCAGUUGGCAUUGCCUGCCAGAAACUGCUCCCAGGAGUCCCCUUGAGCUCAGAGGGGCUGGGGAAGAUCCCUUAGUGUUUGAUAAGAUGUCCAAAUGGAGCUGGUGUGCCUUUUUCACCACCCAAGAGGUACCAGAAUUGUCAUCCCACAUCCCAGUGCUGCUGCUUUCACCCUCAAUGUGCCCAAUAACCCUCUGCCAGUGAGAAAUGCACUGCAGUGUCUCGUGAAUGGAGAGAGCACAGGAGCUUCAUGAAUCCUGCAUCCAGCAAACACAUCAAAGCACUAAAAAGGAAGUGAAAGGAGUGUAGAAGUCCUUAGUUUGCACUUGUUCUGGGCAGUYCAGCUCUGUUGUUUUAGGUGGCUUUGUGUGCUGGUAGCUCUGUAYGAGCCAUAUGCUGAAAUGUCAGUAAAAGAAAUCAAUAUAUAAACCUUCUCUGCAAUUCA
Molecule: messenger RNA, 3248 nt
Organism: Malurus melanocephalus (red-backed fairy wren)
Lineage: Eukaryota; Metazoa; Chordata; Aves; Passeriformes; Maluridae
Gene: PSMD5
Product: proteasome 26S subunit, non-ATPase 5
Exons: 10
Coding region: 71-1603 (510 amino acids)
Biological process (GO): proteasome assembly
Cellular component (GO): cytosol
Source: RefSeq, a predicted model, not a curated record